AUGCGGAGCCGCGCCGAGGUGGACGCCACGCUGCAGACGGCCAAGCUGAACCCGGCGGAGCUGCUGCCGGCCGUGCACUGCCUCAGCUUCGGCCCGCAGGCCGGCGGCGGCGAGUGCUGCCUGCUGCAGCUGGAGCCGGGGCUGUGCGCCGAGCUGGAGGCGGGCCGCAGCUUAGUGAUCCGUGGUGAAAAGGAUGAACAUGCAGUGUUGUGCAGCAAAGAUAAAACUUAUGACAUGAAAAUAGCAGAUACCUCAAAUAUGCUGCUGUUUGUUCCUGGCUGCAAAACUCCAGAGGAACUGAAUGCAGAUCCAGCAUCGUGUAAUAUUAUUUAUUCACAGGUUGCUGGUUUCUCCAAGAACUAUUGGGAAUUAAGGAGAUGUCGACCAAAAUUGAAGAAACUGAGGAAGCUUUUAAUGGAAGAUCCUUAUGAAGGGCCUGAUAGUCAGAAAGAUCAGACUUCAACAUUUUCAAAGUAUACAACAGAAGAUUUGUUAAGUCUGAUUCAAGCAAGUGAAGAAGAAAUACUCCACCAAUUGCAGGUUAUAGAUGCCUGCAAAAUUGAAGGAUAUUGGCGAAUCCUAGACUUUGACUAUGAGAUGAAACUCUUGAGUCAUGUGACUCAGCUAAUAGAUUCAGAGUCCUGGCCUUUCAGUAAGGUUCCUCUGUGUGCCUGCCUUGAAGAACUUGGAUCUCUAGAACCCAGAGAGAUGAUAGAACACAUUCUUUUAAGCUAUGGCAGGAAAUAUGUUGAUGAUGCAGGGGAAGUUUUCUUUGAAAUGCGUGAAGAUAAAAUAUGCAGAGCUAUAGCACAAAUGCUUUUGCAAAAUGCAGUUAAAUUCAAUCUAUCAGAGUUUGAAGAAGUCUGGCAACAGAGUGUCCCUGAGGGGAUGACAACAAGGCUUGAUCAGCUUCAGGGCUUGGCUCUUGUGGAUAAAAGUUCAAGACCAGAGACCAUUUUUCUGCUAAAAGUAGAAGACUUACCAGAAGACAAUCAGGAAAGAUUCAACAGCUUAUUUGGCAUACGGGAAAAGUGGACAGAAGUGGAUAUUACCCCUUACAUACAAGAUUUGUGUGCAGAGAAGCAGACCGUUGGUGCUCUUCUGACAAAAUAUGCUCGCUCCUCAAUGCUGAAUGGUGUUAAAGUUUUUAAUUCUAGAAGACCCAUCUCGUAGCAAGUUCUGUUUGAAGAACUGAGGAUACUGAAUGUAGUAACAGUGAAUGUUACUUGCUGCUGCCUUCCGGGGAAGAGAGUUGCCAACCAUCAUUAUACAGUGGAGUUUAAGCAGCUACACUACUUGAACAAGUUGUGUUUUCUGCUCAGCUAAGGAGAGUGUGAGGGCACUGGCACUUGUGGCCUCUAAGGAAUGAUAUUCAGCUCAUCUUCCUUUGCCAACCUUCUUUUGCCCAACUUCUUUUUCCUUUAUGUCUAGCUAAGCCAGGAGCCAAGCUACUUCUUGAAUACGCUUAAUCUGUUUAUCCGUAAUUCUGGAAUGAAAAUUUAAAACCUCCUUGAUAAUAAUUCAAAUCAAUUGAAUUGAUUUGAAUAGCAAAAUGGAAAUUUUAGUCUUCUGCCCAUUAGUGGCCAUUCUUAACGAUUAAAGUUUCAAUGCAGUGUUCACAUUUUGAAUAGCACAGAGCUCAUCAAGCUCAUGAACAAAUCAUUCUGCACUGAGAUUACACCAGUCUUGAUUUUGAAAAGUGGUUCUUUUUAAGGUCACGUCUAUGAACACCAUCAGCACAAGCACCUGACACUUUUUAAUACUUGGCAGAAUAGCCUUAUAUAUAUUUUAAAAAUAUAAUUGCAGUGAAGUGUGAAUAUAAGAGAGUAGUUGGAUAUUGUGUUACAAAUUUCCUAUAAACUGUCAUUAAAAUGUAGCUGAGGUAAAACUAAUGCUUUAUAGAAGACUACUUGAGCUAUUUUAAAAAGAACCUACAAAACUUUGUAGUACAAUUAUUUUUUUAAAACUUAGUUAUGGCAAAUAA
This is a messenger RNA of Sturnus vulgaris (Common starling), 1984 nucleotides long. RefSeq names its product DNA replication and sister chromatid cohesion 1 (gene DSCC1). Gene Ontology annotation, cellular component: Ctf18 RFC-like complex; chromatin; chromosome, centromeric region. Gene Ontology annotation, biological process: mitotic sister chromatid cohesion; maintenance of mitotic sister chromatid cohesion. The record is from RefSeq and is a predicted model, not a curated record. Lineage: Eukaryota; Metazoa; Chordata; Aves; Passeriformes; Sturnidae.